CUUCUUCCGCAGUGCGUGGUGACGUCACCGGGCUGCAGCAUCACGGCUCGUCCCUCGGUGUGUGAAGGAGGCUCCUCCAUGAUGCUCUCGGUCUCUGCUGCUCUGCUCCUAACAUUAGCCUGGGUCCACCAGGCUCAGACACUUUACUUCCAUAUCGGAGAGACGGAGAAGAAAUGCUUCAUAGAGGAGAUCCCGGAUGAGACCAUGGUGAUCGGUAAGACGAGGAAAGGCGUUAGGAUGAGCUAAGCUAACAGGCGAACAGCUGUUUCCGUCAGGGAUGCUGCAGGGAGUUUCAGUCUGACUUCACGGAGACCAACAAACAGAUUAAUCAUUAUCAGUGUUUCAAACACAGCGUCUCCAGUGUUUGGUGUCUUUACAUUUAUACCCUGAUUAUAAUUAGGGUUAACAGUCAGGGUCCGAUCAUCUCUCAGGAUCAUCAGGGACCAGGCCCUCAGAGCCCCCUGAUCCAGACCUCUGCUGCUGUUUUCCUUCAUUUAUCCCUUAAGCAUUAGUCGAAAGGUGAACCGGUCCCCCCAUCAAACAGCUGUUAGUUCAGAUCUGAGAACAGGUCUGACCGGAGACAGAAACACACUUUUAAUACGCCCCCCUAAAAUCCUCGAGUCUGCACCUGUUAGAGGCACCAGACCAGAAAUAUUGUUCGACAGAUACUUGGCGAUUAUUCGAUUAUUUCGAUUUAAAUCUCACAAUACUAAGACCUAACCUUUGUGAUAUUAUUACUUUAUUCUUCAAAUCAUGUUUUUCUUUCUCAAUGUGACCCUUUAUUGGACUGCAGUUUCUCUAAUGAUGAUGAUGAUGAUGAUUAAUAGUAGUAUUAGUAUUAUUAAUGAAUACUACAUUAGGAAUAAUUAUGUUAAAAUAUAAUCACAACAAUUAUACUUAUAUUAUUCAUGUGAAAGUGAACCCAAAUGUACCUUUGAACACAUGUUUUAAAGACAAAUUGGUAACACUUUACUUGACGCCUGUCUCCAUAAUGCAUUAGAAAUAUAUGUAUAAUGCGUUAUAAUCACUGUAUUACUACAGUUAUAAACACUCAGAAAUGAUUAUAAUGCUUUAUAGCAAUACUCAUAACACAUUAUAAAGCAUUUAAUCAUGACUUACAAGGUCAGGUAUUGUAAUGUGUUAUAACUGUUAACAACUCACCGACAAUGCCCACAUAGAUAAAGCAUUAUAUGUAUAUUCAUGAUGUGUUAUAAUUUGCUUAUAAACUUGUAUCACUGUCAUUAUAAACGCUCAUUAAUUAUCACAAGGCUUUAUAACAAUAAGCAUAACACAUUUUAAUACCUGACCUUGUAAGUCAUGAUAAAAUGCUUUAUAAUGUGUUAUGAGUAUUGCUAUAAAGCAUUAUGAUCAUUUAUGAGUGUUUAUAACUAUAGUUAUACAGUGCUAUAACAUUAAUAACGCACUAUACAUGUAUUUAUAAAGCGUUAUAGAGAUAGGCGUCAAAUAAAGUGUUACCAACAGGCUCUGUACUCUUGCCUUUGUUUAACAGUUUUUAGGUUUCUGAAUUUGAACCGAUGCUAAAUUUAAACACAAAGCUGACACUUGUGUGAUUCAAAUUUAACAUCACCUAAACUGAUGUUUACGACCUGUGGAACCGAAUCGUGUUUUCAGACGUGUGAGUGUUUAUUCAUCUGCAUUAUCUAAUAUAUUAACCUCUACCAGUCAUUCAUUGAUAAAUGUUUCUAUUUCUUAGCAGGAAGCAGAUUAUAAAUGUCUGAAGUCCAUCAGCUACUUUAGGCUGUAGUGUUGUAGAGCAAGUAUAAAUGGAGAAAUAGCAACCUUGGAUUGAACACCUUUUAUCCCUGCUUAACUUAAACUGUUUGAAGGUUGAUACUGUAAAGUGUUACUCAGAAGAAUUAACAUCAUGACUCCAUGUUUUUUCCUGUGAGACAAAAUCGAUAUCGAAGUGAAACUGACCCGACAUGCUGACCUUAAACAAGAACAAGAUCAGACCAUAGAGAAAAAGAAUCAUGUCUUCAUCAUUUAUUUAUUCUUUUCUUCUUUUCUGUCUUCUUUGUUAUUUACUGCCAAGUUUCUCUCCUCUUCAUAAUGUAGGGAAGUAUCGCACUCAGUUGUGGGACAAACAGAGCGGCUCCUUCCUCCCGUCGACGCCCGGCCUCGGGAUGCACGUGGAGAUUAAAGAUCCAGACACUAAGGUGAGAACAGUAGACGAUCUGUUCGAGAAAAAAAACACACACCUUUUUGCUUGUGGACAGAACCUGAAGAUGUUUGUCUCCUCAGAUCAUCCUGUCCCGUCAGUACGGCUCAGACGGGCGCUUCACCUUCACCUCUCAUACUCCAGGAGAGCAUCAGAUCUGUCUGCACUCUAACUCCACCAAGAUGGCUCUGUUUGCAGGAGGAAAACUGGUACCUGCACAGUCAUUGUUUUUUAACUAGCUGACUGAUUAACUGUUUAACACGAGUAUGUUUGAUGAAACUGGGGGCAGUUUGAUGCAGCAGGAUAACCUGUUAAACCAGACUCACUCAGAACAUCAGGCUUACUUUAAGGAUGUUUGUGACUAACCUGGUCCUGGCUGGAUUACUUUUAGACUCAGUUUCACUCACUCAAUCAGACUGUUUAAUCUUUAACCCUGAUCGUUUUUAACCUGCCUGUUUCUGUGUGUUUCAGAGAGUUCACCUGGAUAUCCAGGUGGGAGAACAUACUAAUAACUACCCCGAGAUCGCAGCCAAGGACAAACUGACGGAGCUGCAGCUGAGGGUGCGACAGCUGCUGGACCAGGUGGAGCAGAUCCAGAAGGAGCAGAAUUACCAGCGGGUCAGUAACACUCUCCCAGGUCUUUCAGGUACUGGUUCUGUUUAAUCAGAGAGGUGACUGUGUGCUGUUUCCUCUGCAGUACCGCGAGGAGCGUUUCCGUAUGACGAGCGAGAGCACCAACCAGCGCGUCCUCUGGUGGUCCAUCGCUCAGACACUCAUCCUCAUCGUCACGGGAAUCUGGCAGAUGAAGCACCUGAAGAGCUUCUUUGAGGCCAAGAAACUGGUUUAACAUCAGGAGACCACGUUAGCUCAAGUUCACAGACACUGCAGAUGACCAGGAAGAGGCGUGAGGUCCGAUUAUCAGCCAUAAACGGUACACUGAGCCGAUCACGGCAGCAGGUAUCGGUCCUGGGUGACCAGGUCUCCCUCUACAAGUUUUAGAGUUUGAUUCUUUUUCCGUUAGCGACACCAGUUAUCUCUCUUUGUUCUCCUGCUUUUACCCUCCUGUGCUGAACCACUAGAGACAUGAGUGACCUGAGGUUUGAUUUUAUUGUCACACAGGAAUAAACUAGUGAUUAUUUUUGAGCUAAUAACCCAGUGGCUGAUCCUGAGAAACACCACACCCUGAGCAGACAUGCGUCAUACAUUUUAUUAAGAUGAAGAUUUCAUUUCUGUGGUUCUCUUGAGAUUUGGGCUUAUUUACUCCUUAGUAUCCUGAGAUGGAAGAGCUUGUUCUCUCAUGAUAACAGGAUCAUUUUCUGGUCAUCUAGAAAACAAAGCAGUCUCGGCAAUUGCCUCUUUACAUGACUCACCUCACCUGUCCGCUAAAAACCAGCUCUCAAAUAUGUUCAUCUUCAGGGCAGAUCAUGAUAAAACAACCAAAAUAAUCUCUUUCUCACAGGACAACUGAUUAAAUAAAAAAUGUGGAAGCAUGUCUGCUUAGAGCUUCUGUAAAAAAUAUGUUUUUAUGAUUCUGUCAUAGUUUGUUUCAUAGUUUAAUAACCCCUAAAGAUAUCUGAGGUCUCAGUCAACUAAAGUCACACUAAAUCUUCAUGCCUCUGUAGAACUGCCUCACUUUAACCUCAUAUUUAGCCUUUGCUAACAGGUCAUACGCCUUUAAUGUUCACCUUCUCCUCAAAGCAUAAAGUAUAAACUUGCACCAUUUGGAGGUCAGGAAAUUUUCAACAUCAUUUGGGAUUAUUUGAUAUGCUGCUCAAUGGAUGUAGUGGUUCUCAAUUUGAUUGCAAUAGGAGGUCAAAUAUGUUUUUGAUUUGAUUCUUUGAUUAAAUUCAUCCAAAUAUUUUGUGUAACAAUAUUCAGAUACAGAAAGUCGCCUCACGCUGUAGUCUUCAUUACCUAAUGGAGCACGCUCAGCAGUGAUGAAGGUUAAGGAAGAGUGAACACAUAAAUACAAUAUAAAUACACACUAUUCACUCAGUCAUAAAUACUUGAUAUCAUAAUUCACUCAUGUAUUUACAGCUAAAACUCCAGUUACAGAUUAUUUCAUGGUUCAUAAACUCUAAAGUUAUUCAGUAUUUAUGGUCAUAAUCACUUUUUACCAGUUUAUAUUUGGCUUAUUGACGCUGAAUUACAGUGGUGUCACUUUCUGCUGAAUGUAAAUAGUUUUUAGCUUGAUUUUCCCGCACAUUUUCGUUAGGGCUGUUCUGUAGAUACAGUUUGUGAUAACAGAAUUAUCUUUGUUGUAAAUAAAACGUGCAGCUGUUCAUUUUCUAAAACUUUUUACACUGAAUGAAGUUUGUGACUGUUCCUGUCAUCAGUGUCCAAAAACGUAUUUAUUCUGCUGCAGAGCCUCGGCCAAGUUUACACUCAUGGAUAAAUAUUCUGAUUCAUGAUGGGAGAUGAGUUUUUAUUGUUAGACAGAGAAAAGUGGAUUAGCAUUAUUAGUAUUAUCAGUUCAGUUGUCCAGCUGCAGACUGUGGUAGGUCAUGUUUUUGAGUUGUUAUUAUCACACCACCUUCAUGUGCUGAAUAAAGAGUCUUAUUUAAACCUUCCGCUCACCUCUGAGGUUGUUUUUGAAGAAACACACAGCCGAUAUUUAACACAGUCAGAUUUAUUGCUUGGCUCCGGCUGCAAACACAGCAUCCACAUGUCCAAGCUCAGGUUUUUAGAGACACAGAGACCCGCAGAGAGCUUCAGUGAAACCACAGAAACACAGACUUAAAAAGCCCCAGCAACACAAAGUCAACACUUUGCAUAGAUCCACAACAUCCUCGCUUAUUUCCACCAAUCACAGCACAGACACAGAAACACGUACUCUGUUCAUAUCAAGAAUAAAGAUCUGACACGCACACACACACAUCGUACCAAAACAAUACCAAACACGCAAACUGUGUGUCGUUAUAAAGGGAUCAAUGGUUUAUUAAACAGAGUCUCUGUCGUACAACAGAAGUGGCACAUUGUUCAGUUAGACGUCACGUUUCUGCACGGUCACAUGUCGGGUCAGAAGGUAGAAAAUAUCACAUGACACAAAUCCUCACUAUCACGCCAAACGUCCUCAGAGUGUUCAGUAGUUUCUAUCUGACUUUAUCCAGUUACUGCAGGAGGGUUUCCAUGAGAGCUACAGGUUAGUGACACGUUACUGUUAAAAAAGAUCAGACUAGCUCUGUCUGAACGCUGCUCUGAGAGCAGGCGGGCACACAGAGACUGGAGAGGGUUAAUCAAAUACACGUUAAAAUGAGGCCCAAAUCAGGGUCCCGCUUGCCCUGUGGAGAUGACCUCUUUUCCUGCUCACCGAGCUCAUCGAGAAGAGUUUUUCUUGAAUAUUCAGAGGAAGAGGAGCACUUCUUCUUCUACUGUCCAGACACAGUCAGGUGCUGCAUCUUCUUGGCCGCCUCCUCUGACACCGUCUUGGAGGUUUUUUCAGGGCUGGGGGCUGGGCUGGGACCUGGACUUGGGUUUGGAGUGUUAGCUGCACUGUUGGGAUACUCUCUGUUACCGAAUAUGACGCUGCCCACCCUCACGUUAGUGGAGCCAACCUCAAUCUGUGACACAGGAGGAGGAAACAUGUUAAAACGAUGAUAAAGAAUACUUCAAAUGUGGUUUCUGAUUUGGUUCCAUUAUUGGUGUAUGUGUGGAUAAAAAAGGAAAAGCACCUGUUCAAGAACCUGUUGUAGGCACUGAAGUUAGUGUAAAAAAUGAAGAGGGAAAAUAUCCACCUUAUACGGGCUCAGGUCCAGAGAAGUCUCUGGUGUUUCUGCUUCAUGUUUCUAGCUAGAUUCCUAUUUGAAUGGUUCAGUUUGAACCUGAUUUGUGGAUGCCUAAUGAACUGUGUUCACAGACAGUAUUCUUAUUAAGAGAUUCGGGGCACAUAAGGGGAUUUCCACUGCAGAGUCCUGUCUAUUUUUAAUACAGUUCUGCAUGAGGAUCUGAAUGACAAACAGGCUUCUAAAGAUUCACAAAUCUCAGCUGCAUUUGUGCUUUUUCCAUCUGCACUUUCCUGUCUGCCUCCACAUCUCUAUGACAACUGGAAACAAACCAUAAUUAGAUCACAAUCAUAAUAUUUUACAUGAAACCAAACCUCGCUUUCACUAUUUUUAGAAUACUAUUUAUAUUUUUAGUAUAUGGAUUGUGUUCCUCCUGUUUUUGCUCUCCAUACAGACAGUUUUUCCUGCUGACUCCUGAUUGGUCAAAGCAACUCCAUGUAAAUGCCAACAGAAGACUGAAACUCACCGCAUGUUCGAAGUCUGUGGACAUGCCCAUACUGAGUUCCACCUCCUCCAUGGGAAGCUUCAGAUUGUCACACACUUCCUGCCUCCGACUCAGGAGCAUCUGCAGGGGGGACACAUGAACAGGAUUAUAACCCAACCAAUCCCACCUCACAUAACUCCGUCAGCUGAUCUGUUUGCUUUCAGUGUUGGACUAGUUUGAUUUUCAGAACCCUGCAGUUUGAGACGGUUUAGUUUUAGUUUAGAGAUUAGAGAUGAAUUACUGCACAAGAAAUAAAAACAGCUUCUUUACACCAAACUGAAGGCUUUCAUAAAACACUAGGAUCAAUUAACAGAAAGUUAAAUUACUCCUAGUUGAUUCGUUGAGUUAAUCUUUAUUCUUCUCCAACCAUCUGAGUAGCAUAAGUCUGCAGAUCCAGAGGGUGCAGAUUUAGGAACUGCAAUUCCACCAUCUUAUGCACUGGAUCCUGCAAGGACCACACUCUCAUGUCUGACCUUAACUCCA
Molecule: messenger RNA, 6928 nt
Organism: Xyrichtys novacula (pearly razorfish)
Lineage: Eukaryota; Metazoa; Chordata; Actinopteri; Labriformes; Labridae
Source: the annotation of a GenBank genome assembly